Maniola jurtina (meadow brown) is the source of this 1997-nucleotide messenger RNA. RefSeq names its product peroxisomal membrane protein PEX14 (gene Pex14). Bases 201 to 941 code for a protein of 246 amino acids. The transcript is spliced from 5 exons. The record is from RefSeq and is a predicted model, not a curated record. Lineage: Eukaryota; Metazoa; Arthropoda; Insecta; Lepidoptera; Nymphalidae. Gene Ontology annotation, cellular component: peroxisomal importomer complex; peroxisomal membrane. Gene Ontology annotation, molecular function: signaling receptor binding. Gene Ontology annotation, biological process: protein import into peroxisome matrix, docking.
UCAAAGACCAAAGUAGGAGUUUUGUCUUCACAUUUUGUUCUGUGAUUUUAGUAGUAUAAUAAAGAUGAAAAGUGAUUUAUUUUUGUAGGAUUUUUAUCUAAUUCAUUGCUUUAUAGAUUCCUAUUUUAAAAGUAUUGUGCAAAUUGUGAUAGUGCUUCCGUGAAUAACAAGAACAACAACAGCAUUUAGUUUCUUUUGAAAUGGCAUCGGAAAUUGUAACUUCAGGGACAGAUAUCCGCGAGAAUUUGUUCCAGGUGACCACAGCAAUCAAGUUCCUAUCAAACCCAAACGUGCAACGAUGUACCAUGGAGAGCAAGGAGCGAUUCCUGCGCAGCAAGGGUUUAACCGACGCAGAAAUCCACAGAGCCAUAGAGAAAUGUGCGGGGAUGCUGGACGUGCCAUCUCUGACGUCUGAGCUGAUGAUGUUCCAACACUCGCGGAGAUCCUGGUUCCGAGAGAGGAUCGUGCCUCUUAUAGUUUACGGCGGGUUUAUAUAUGGCUGCUAUUGGUUCUAUAAGAACUGCAUACGACACCUACUAUUCGUGGAGCCUCCGAAGCGCAAAACCUCUUUAGAAUGCAUGGAUGAGGUCAGGAAGUCACUGGACGUUAUGAACGCAAGCAUAUCGUCUUUGCGCGGGGAGAUGCAGACGUGCGUCAAACAGACUACGUUGAAAGCGCAGCUGGACAACUUGAAGGACGAUAUCGCGUCGGUUAAGGGAAUUCUGCUCAACAGAAACCAAUUUCCCGCACUCAAAACGCGAACAGAACCGCCAUCGAUACCAGCGUGGCAGCGGCAGUCCGAAGAGGCGACGUCCACCGAAGCGGCGGAACAGAAGAAGCCUCACCGAAGCCGCAGCCAACGCUCGGAGUCCGGCGGCUCCAACUCCAGCGAGGGCGAACACGCCACGAAGAACAGCGACAGCAGUCUGGAGAUCAUGUAGAACAUGAAACUCAUCAUUCGGGUAGAAAAGGAUACUGGUGUAUAGUUAGUUAUUGGACAAUAUUAAUUUUAUGGUUGUUUGACUUUACUAGCUAAUGCUAAUUAAAUCAUGUGUUAAUUUUAACUUGCCGUGAUUACCUACUUUUAAUUAAGUUCCAGUAACAGACAGCUUUUAGACAGAAAUAGAUAUUGGAUUUAUAUAAAAUCGAUUUUUUGAUCGAUUUAAAUAAAAUCGAUUUCCUGAUCGAUGUCAAAGCAUUUAUUAAAAAUAGGUGACUUUGUGCACUUUUAAUAAUUGAACAGUUUCACAUUUUUUAAUACAAUCGAUAUAUUUUGUGAUAUAAAAAUGGAACUAAAUUGAUUUGAUGGUUUUUUAAUCGAAAAAGUAACUAUGUUUUGCCUUUGCAUCCUUCAGUUCAGUCUCUCUUUAUUCAAUUAAAAAUGAGUGUAAUAAAGAGUAAGUAUUUUAACUGAGACGGUUCGUGAAGUGGGGCGCGGAUUGCGGGAGGGUGACAGUAAUAAUCAAGGAAUUGAACGUCCCUUUCACUCUCCUGGAACCCGACUCGUGACUGACUGAGAUGGCUAGUGAGGGACAAUUCACUGUCUCAGUUAACCUGUACUAUGUCGUUAUCAAUUUAGUUAAACAGUUUUAACCUAAGUCUUCUUAGCCACGCUUCCCAUUAUACAUAACGUUAAAAUUAAUGGAUUUAAUUGAUUUCAUUGUUAAUAUAAAUUAAAUAUUGUUAAGAGUGCAAUGCAAAUAGAAUAAUGUAAAAAUUUAAGUUGUACCCGGUCUGACUAAAUCCAAAAGUAGUCAAAAGACCGACGACUUGUACAGGCUGUAAACAAAACGCUAGCAAAAACUUAGCGAAAUUAAUAAACAACCUUAAAACAAUCCAAUGCCAAUAACCAUUUGCCUUAUCUUUGUAAUUUUUGUGAUUCAGUAUUUUUUAAACCCACAUUGUAUUUAAUCAACUGGGGGUUUUGUGGCGUUGAAUGUACAAAAACUCUCUGUAUAUUUUUAAGUUUAAUAAAUAUAAAAAAUAUAGCAUGCAGA